CCCUUCAUCCUUGAACACUCUUUGUUACAAUUUCAUACAUUUUUCUUUUAUUUAUCUUGAUGGAGCAGUUUAGAUCCAAAUCAUGCAAGGAUGGUGGAGAAAGGCAAAUGGAAAGUUACAAUGGAGGAGGGCCAAGGAACAUGCAUGACCUGAGGUCUUACAGUGCAAGUUCUGCAAAUUCUGCUCAACAAAACCAGCUUGGGAAGGAGAUAAAGAUUAAGAAGAACAAAAGCUCAUUUGGGUCUUCUUCAAAAAGCUGGAGCUUUACUGAUCCUGAGCUGCAGAGGAAGAAAAGGGUUGCUAGCUACAAGGUUUAUGCAGUUGAAGGCAAGAUGAAAGGGUCUUUGAGGAAGAGUUUCAGGUGGAUCAAGGACACUUAUACCCAAGUUGUCUAUGGCUGGCAGUGA
Messenger RNA from Hibiscus syriacus, 407 nucleotides. RefSeq lists its product as uncharacterized. Bases 60 to 407 code for a protein of 115 amino acids. The transcript has a single exon. The record is from RefSeq and is a predicted model, not a curated record. Lineage: Eukaryota; Viridiplantae; Streptophyta; Magnoliopsida; Malvales; Malvaceae.